Procambarus clarkii (red swamp crayfish) is the source of this 1170-nucleotide messenger RNA. The record is from RefSeq and is a predicted model, not a curated record. Lineage: Eukaryota; Metazoa; Arthropoda; Malacostraca; Decapoda; Cambaridae.
AUGAACAUGAUACAAGAGUGUUACCUAUUGUUUUGUGAUGCUUGUGACCAUGUCCCAGUGUUUUGUGAUGCUUCUGACCAUGUCCCAGUGUUUUGUGAUGCUUGUGACCAUGUCCCAGUGUUUUGUGAUGCUUGUGACCAUGUCCCAGUGUUUUGUGAUGCUUCUGACCAUGUCCCAGUGUUUUGUGAUGCUUCUGACCAUGUCCCAGUGUUUUGUGAUGCUUCUGACCAUGUCCCAGUGUUUUGUGAUGCUUCUGACCAUGUCCCAGUGUUUUGUGAUGCUUGUGACCAUGUCCCAGUGUUUUGUGAUGCUUGUGACCAUGUCCCAGUGUUUUGUGAUGCUUCUGACCAUGUCCCAGUGUUUUGUGAUGCUUCUGACCAUGUCCCAGUGUUUUGUGAUGCUUGUGACCAUGUCCCAGUGUUUUGUGAUGCUUCUGACCAUGUCCCAGUGUUUUGUGAUGCUUCUGACCAUGUCCCAGUGUUUUGUGAUGCUUGUGACCAUGUCCCAGUGUUUUGUGAUGCUUCUGACCAUGUCCCAGUGUUUUGUGAUGCUUCUGACCAUGUCCCAGUGUUUUGUGAUGCUUCUGACCAUGUCCCAGUGUUUUGUGAUGCUUCUGACCAUGUCCCAGUGUUUUGUGAUGCUUCUGACCAUGUCCCAGUGUUUUGUGAUGCUUCUGACCAUGUCCCAGUGUUUUGUGAUGCUUCUGACCAUGUCCCAGUGUUUUGUGAUGCUUCUGACCAUGUCCCAGUGUUUUGUGAUGCUUCUGACCAUGUCCCAGUGUUUUGUGAUGCUUCUGACCAUGUCCCAGUGUUUUGUGAUGCUUCUGACCAUGUCCCAGUGUUUUGUGAUGCUUCUGACCAUGUCCCAGUGUUUUGUGAUGCUUGUGACCAUGUCCCAGUGUUUUGUGAUGCUUCUGACCAUGUCCCAGUGUUUUGUGAUGCUUCUGACCAUGUCCCAGUGUUUUGUGAUGCUUCUGACCAUGUCCCAGUGUUUUGUGAUGCUUCUGACCAUGUCCCAGUGUUUUGUGAUGCUUCUGACCAUGUCCCAGUGUUUUGUGAUGCUUGUGACCAUGUCCCAGUGUUUUGUGAUGCUUGUGACCAUGUCCCAGUGUUUUGUGAUGCUUGUUUUCCCGACACACAGUCGCAGGGAAUUUAUAUUUUGCUUACUUAA